CAUCCACGAUCCAUACUAUGUCUGCAUUUUCUGGGGCCGAGGUCCGGUAACUGGCUGCUAACAACUCCCGUCUCUACCUUACCGAACCCAACGACGACAACCGAAUUCGACCACCUCCCCUCUCCAUCCUCGAACUUGACCCAUCCGUCAACGCACACGUGUACAACGCUCCAACGGUCGUUCCCAUCCAAGACCCAGGGCUCCUUUGCCCUCACACAUGCUCGCAUCACCUGGCCACAUCUCGAUCCGCCGCCUUCUAUAAUACACACAGCUUCCCCCAUGAACCGUUAGCCAAUUUUGACCUUGUCCGCCGCCGUCAACGCCAUGUUCUCGUCCGCCCGGCGCUGGUUGCGCCAUAACCGGACGCCCAUCGCCGUCGGCGUCGGCGUCAUUGGUGCUGGCUACGUCGCCACUCAAUAUGUCAUCACCAAGAUCAAUGAUGCGCGCGAGCGCAUGAGCAGUGACCGCAUCGCCAAGGAGAACCUGCGACGCCGCUUCGAACAGAAUCAGGAGGACUGUACCUUCACCGUCCUGGCUCUGCUCCCGUCAGCCACGACAGCCAUCCUCGAGGCCAUGAACACGGAACAAAUCACAUAUGAGAUUCAGCAGAUGAAAGCCGCCAAGGCUGUCAAGAACGGUGGCGCCGAAAACACCACGCCCCCAAGUAUCGCCGAUACUACUUUGACCGAGGAUGACAGCAAGAGCAUGAUUAGCGCCAGUAUGCAGAGCGAGAGCGGAGUUCACGCAAGUCAGAUCACGACCCCGUCACCCUUCAAUGCCGGAGGGGACAAUGGCCAACAGGACGGAGGAGCUACCAAACCUCGAAAGACCAAGCGACAGCUGUGGGAUGACGUGACUAUCAGCGCAUUGACCAGAGCCUUCACCUUGAUCUACAGCCUCGCGCUGUUGACGUUGCUGACGCGGGUCCAACUCAACCUGCUCGGCCGAAGGAGCUACCUCUCCAGCGUAGUGGCCCUCGCGACGGGUGCCCAGCAGGCGACCAUCAGCCUCGAGAACAACGACGACGACAACACGGAGCAGUCAUACGGAAGCGACUUUGGCACGAACCGCAAAUAUCUGACCUUCAGCUGGUGGCUGCUGAACAGGGGCUGGGCGGACCUUAGCGGCCGGGUAGAGAGCGCCGUGCGGACCGUCUUUGGUAGCCUGAGCCCCCGUGACCUGCUCAGCUUCGAGCGUUUCUCAGACCUGACGAUGGAGGUUAGAAAGCUGGUCGAGGGAGCGACUAUUGAGGAGCGCCGAAAGGCCGAUUGGCUCAAGUUCCUCCUCCCACCUAAGGAUCAGGAGGACGAGGUGAUUCGCGAGUCUGGCAUCCUCGAAGAUGCUCCGGCCGAAGGAUCCCAUCCCUCAUCCCCGGCCAUCCUGAGGCGUCUUCUCGAUGAGACUGCCGACCUCAUUGAGUCUCCUUCCUUUUCUCAUGUUCUCACCCUGCUCCUGGACUCUGGCUUCUCCUACCUCGUCGACAACAAGCUGUCUACCGAGGCCUUUCAGCUUCCAGCCACGGACGGCAUCGUCACCCCGGAGCUCAAGGACCAGCAGCGCUCCAAGGUCAUUUUGCUGCCCAAGAUCCUGUCGGUGCUGACGCGCCAGGCACACGUCAUCGGCAACGGCAUGCCCAAUGAGUACCUGCAGCGGAUGGAGCUGGUACGUGACCUGGAGGCCUUUGCCGCCGUCGUCUACUCCAGUAACUGGGAGACGGAAAUCCGCGAUGACGGUCUGAUGGAGAGCGCCGUGGACGUGAGUGCACCAGCCUCGCAGACCAACAAGGGGACGCAAAGCCAGGACGAAUUCAGCAUCGUCAUGGUGGAUAAUCAGGGGGGGUUCGAGAGUGCGUGGAACCGGGCCGUCGACCAGUAAAGAAACGGCGGUCAAUGUAUGUAUAUUCAAACACUGGGCGAAACGAUCAGGCAGGGAUGGAUGGAACAUAAAGGGCGGAUACAUUGGAUCAAUCACACAUACACAAACUUCGGGGUAGAGCAGAGUAUAGCUUUUAGG
Molecule: messenger RNA, 2013 nt
Organism: Ilyonectria robusta
Lineage: Eukaryota; Fungi; Ascomycota; Sordariomycetes; Hypocreales; Nectriaceae
Product: Peroxin-3
Exons: 3
Coding region: 325-1875 (516 amino acids)
Biological process (GO): protein import into peroxisome membrane
Cellular component (GO): peroxisomal membrane
Molecular function (GO): protein-macromolecule adaptor activity
Source: RefSeq, a predicted model, not a curated record